Ruditapes philippinarum (Manila clam) is the source of this 1016-nucleotide messenger RNA. RefSeq lists its product as uncharacterized. The record is from RefSeq and is a predicted model, not a curated record. Bases 51 to 659 code for a protein of 202 amino acids. Lineage: Eukaryota; Metazoa; Mollusca; Bivalvia; Venerida; Veneridae. Gene Ontology annotation, molecular function: protein binding. The transcript is spliced from 2 exons.
AAGAACCUCGCUGUUCUAAAUAUGAUUUUGAGGAAAAGGUUCUGGAAAAAAUGCUACGCAUAAAAUUUCAAAUGGAGCAAAUGAAAAGUGAAGUAGAACAAUGCGUUAAAAGAGUUGAAAGUAUCAAGGUGGAAGUUAGUGAUCAAAUGACGACAAAUCAACAAGAAUUUGAAAAAGGUUUUAAUGUCAGAAUGGAAGAAGUAUCUAAUUUCACAGCAGUGGCUAAGGCAAAACUUCACGAACUUCAAGAUUUUAAAGAUAUGGCUAUUACACCAACAAUUGCAUUUAAGGCAAGAUUAAAUGUAGAUACAGCAGUGACGACUAUUGGUCAGACGAUAGUGUUUCCAACAGUAAUCUUUAAUGAAGAAAGCGCAUAUAAGCCUAAUACAGGAAAGUUUACAGCACCCGUCAAUUGGACAUAUAUGUUCAGUUUAGCUUUCUGUGUUUACAGCAGCCAAUCGCUGGUUGUUAGUAUAAUGAUUGAAGGAACCAAAAAAUAUGAUACACAAGAUCAACAAGGAAAGGCGGCAUUCAAUGAACGCAACCCUUAUACGACCAGCAUCAAAAACCAGUGGCAAGGAGCCCAGGCGGACCCCAAACAAAAACAGGACAGGGCACGGACGGUUUAUCCACAACGUCAAUGUUCUAUGGUGAUGUAAAUCACGAAUGUUUAGCUGCUAAUACAGUUGCGAUAGUGACCGCCGGGCCGAAAAUUUUUGUCCAAGUACAUUCAGGUAGUAAUACUGGUACAAUUCUAGACCAAGAUGUUUAACGAUGGAAUACAUUUUAUUGUGCUUUGAUAAAUAAGCGUUAAUCAGAUCAGAGUACUAUCUGUUAGAUAUACUUGUGUGCUGUUAAAGUUAUAUUUUAAAGAACAAAUCUUCUUCCGGAGCAGUGAAAACGAACUAACACUGCACUAUUAUAACAACAUUAAACGCCAGUGUUUUAUAGUUCUCUUUCUAGUGAUUGUCAUUUGUUUUAUUUUUCUUACCUGUGGUAGUAAAUAUAAAAACAUC